AUGUUUGCAUUCCUCGAAGAUGAACAUAGUCUAUCUCCAGAGACCGCCUUCGCGGUGUUUCUGAAGUGGGUUGAAGGCGGACCAAGACCAACCGACGAGCCAACAGCAUCAGCACCAUGGGCCCGUCUCCUCCAUACCGCGGCCGUGGGAGGCGUCCAGCAGGCUCGCGCCCUGAUCUUUCGCUACUACGAAUUUCACGGCUAUGAAGUCAACGAGGAUAUCAAGUCUAAGGUUUUAGAAUGGGGCUUGGAGUCGAUCGCUACCGGCGCUUUGAUAUUUUCUAGCGAGGUUAGGGAAAUGGACGGACCUGGUUUCAAUGCUGCCCUGAAGCUGUUCCAAGAGUCGGGAGGAUUUAACCAGCACUACUCAGGCAUGUCGCCUCAAAUCCUCGAGGAAUACUUGAGUUUGCCACCUAGCCUAGCACCCUCCUCAGAAUUUCUCCGUCAGCCAUUGAAUCUGUGGGGUGACUGCCUGCCGCACAUUCUGGCCUCCUUCAAUCAUGCCAAGGCCAUCAAGACCUUGAAGAGAAUCAUGACGAGUGACUGUAUUAACAUGCGUAAUAAUUUAGGUGAAACACCGUUAUACCGUGCCUGUGAAUGCGGUGCUUCCGAAACGGUUCUCUUCCUCCUCGAUAUGGGAGCAAAUCCAUCAUUACGACCUCGCCGAAAGGCGCCAUCGUGUCUUCAUUGGCUGUUCGCCUUCCACCCGGACGAAGUUAACACGGUAACUGAAAGGCUGAUAGAGAAGGGCGCUUCCACCGACAUCCUGACGAGUCAAGGAGGCAAAAUGUUUCAUUAUCCCUUCCUAUUACCUGCAGGCAGUCCCCUCCAUUGGGCAGUGCGCUUCAACUGUAUAGAAGCCGUUCGUGCUGUCCUAAGCCACGGCGCUGACCCUUUCCUCCGGGACGGCCACAGGCAAUUCAUCUUUUUAUCUUCGGAUCCAGAUGUGCAGCCUGAUUCUCCUAAUGACAUUCCGCAUGAGGAAUUCAUCCUCGGACCCUCGGCCGGCUCAAGUGCAGUCGAGAUCGCCGUGCAGAACUGGAAUGCGGACAUUCUAGAGCUGCUUAUCGAAAGCCGCUCGGAUAAUCUGAAUGGCACUCUAGUAGAUGGAAUCGGUAUUCUGCAUCAUCUCAUAGCCGGCGAGUUCUGCUGGAUCAGCGACUACAGCCCUAGUCGAUUCUACACGCCCUACGUCAGAGGAUCCCCAGACACGCAAAAGGCUAUGCUAAAGCGCACAUUGCACGCUCUCCUCGACCAUGGGCUUGACAUCGACUCUCUAGCGCCUACAUGGCGCUCGGGUCGGACCAGCACGGUCCUCAUGCUAGCGGUAUACGCAGGUAAACCCGACCUAGUAGAAAUGCUCUUAUCUGCAGGCGCGAACGUGAAAACGGUCGACAGCGAUGGGCGCACAGCACUGAUGUACAUGGGAGUGCGCUACGGCGUCGAGGCCUCGGGGUCUCUGCAAAGCGCAGAGGAAUUCCAAACUCAUAUGACCAGUCUCCUUCUGCGGCACGGCGCGAACAUCCACGUGCGCGAUAACCAGGGAUACUCCCCCGUGCUCGUCCUCUCAAGCCACUAUCUCCGCGCCGCGGUGAAGAUCCUCCUCGACAGGGGCGUCGCGGCAGACGAUAAAUCGACUUGUCCCGACACAGACCGCGAUGACGUCGCUGAUUUCCCUGUCUUCGGACAUUUAGCCUGGGCCCUCAGCGACAAGCUCGAUGAGGACGUGGAGAGUGUGACGCGCGCUCAUGACGAGGAGAUGGCGGGUUUGUUGCGGAGGUAUGUCGUUCCGCUGAUAACGUCGUCGCGUGAUCACGGGGUAUCUCGCGAAUACGACCGGAAGCUCCUAUUGCAUGAGCUGGCUAUUUGUGGAUUGAUCGAGAGCGCGACUGUUCUGCUUCAGGCUGGCGUUGCUGUUAAUCCCGUGGAGAAGAAGGUGGGGAAGUCGCCGAGGACACCGCUCGAUGCGUUGAUGAAUUUUAUGAAUAUGCAGGCGAGGAAGGAGAGCAGAGGGGCGUCGAAAGCUGAGGUUGAGAAGAGAGACCGUCGGUAUGAGCGGACGGUUGCUUUGCUGAGGGAGUAUGGGGCGCUUCAGGCACAUGAGCUUGAAGCACCGAGGAGUGAGGAAUGA
Molecule: messenger RNA, 2130 nt
Organism: Xylaria bambusicola
Lineage: Eukaryota; Fungi; Ascomycota; Sordariomycetes; Xylariales; Xylariaceae
Product: ankyrin repeat-containing domain protein
Exons: 2
Coding region: 1-2130 (709 amino acids)
Molecular function (GO): protein binding
Source: RefSeq, a predicted model, not a curated record